AUGAGUAAGGCUUACGAUCGGAUUGAGUGGCCGUUUCUCCAGGAAGUUCUCCGUUGCUUCGGCUUCGAUCCUAUAUGGGUGGACUGGAUUAUGGAAUGUGUCAGUUCCGUAUCAUAUUCCUUCCUCAUAAAUGGAUCUCCCCGAGGUCGUGUGCUGCCUUCCCGAGGCAUUCGACAAGGCGACCCGCUCUCCCCUUACCUCUUCAUACUUUGCACCGAGGUUCUCUCUGGCCUUUGUCGUCAAGCUCAAGAAAGAGGUUCACUCCCGGGUCUGAAGGUGGCUCGCAACUCCCCGACAAUCAACCAUCUUUUGUUCGCAGAUGACACUAUGUUCUUUUGUCGGACUGAUCACAUGAGUUGUGCCACGCUCCAGAGUAUUCUUACUCGGUAUGGAAACGCCUCAGGCCAGAUGAUUAACCUCCUGAAAUCUACCAUUACCUUCUCUUCCAAAACUCCUGCCGAGGCGAGGAACCGAGUCAAGCUUCAUCUCCAUAUUGACAAAGAAGGCGGCAUUGGCAAGUAUCUAGGUUUGCCGGAACACUUCGGCCGCAGGAAACGAGAUAUUUUUGCCAGCAUUGUCGAUAGAAUAAGGCAGAGAUCACACAGUUGGACAACAAGCUUUCUCUCGGGAGCCGGGAAACAAGUUCUUCUCAAGGCGGUUUUGGCUGCGAUGCCCACGUAUGCUAUGUCAUGCUUCAAGAUUCCGGUCUCACUAUGUAAACAAAUCCAAUCUGUAUUCACACGCUUCUGGUGGGAUUCUAAACCAAACCUCAAGAAGAUGAGCUGGAUCUCUUGGGAUCGGCUUACUCUCCCCAAGUCUGCGGGUGGUCUCGGUUUUAGGGAAAUUGAGAAAUUUAAUGAAGCUCUCCUUGCUAAGCUAGCCUGGCGGAUCCUCACAGACCCUAACUCUCUGCUGUCUCGAACCUUACUGGGCAAGUAUUGUCACACUUACUCCUUUAUGGAGUGUUCUUCACCGAGCUCUGCCUCUCAUGGCUGGAGAGGAAUUCUUGCAGCCCGAGAUGUUUUGAAAAAAGGAAUGGGUUGGCUGGUGGGAAACGGGAAAGACAUCAAUAUCUGGACGGAGCCUUGGUUGGCUUUAGAUAAACCGACCAGGCCCACUGGUCCCCCACCUCUCAACUCCAUUAAUCUUUGUGUUCAAGACUUGUUUUUACCAAACUCCACCUCGUGGAACAUCUCAGCUAUUCGCUUGCACUUACCUCACCAUGAGCAGGACAUACUUUGUUUAAACCCGAGCUCUUUUGGAAUGGUGGAUACCAGGGUGUGGCUCCCAGAACGGUCGGGUGAUUACUCAACUAAGACAGGGUAUGCUCUCUCCAAGCUAAAUGCCACACCUCCUCGUGAUCAGGCUUUCAACUGGAACCAAUUUGUGUGGAAUGUGGCUACCUCUCCCAAGACUAAACAGCUUCUCUGGAGAAUUGGAAAUAAUGCUCUUUCAGUGGGAUCAAACCUUCUUGCUCGUGGUAUUAUGGUGGACGGGGCCUGCAAGCGUUGCGGGGCACCGGAGACAAUCCUACAUGUGCUCCUAAACUGUCCUUUUGCUUCAAGGGUAUGGAACCUGCUCCCAGCGAAUCUGAAACCAUCACCUGAUACCAGCACCACAAUCUCCCUGCUCUUACAGAAUAGCAAAAAGACUACCUGUUUACCUCCCACGGGGGUCAGCAACCCGGUUCAUCCAUGGCUGUUCUGGUACUUAUGGACCAGUCGUAACAAGCUCUUGUUUGAGAAUCUCUUACUUUCAGAAGAGGAGGUGGUUCUUAGAUCUAUCAAAGAAGCCAGAGCAUGGCAAGAAGCGCAAGUAAGAACCUGUCCCCCUACCAGCCGACCUAAACCUACUCGUAAGUCCUGCCCCACCUCAUCAGUAACUUCUGGAUUAUCCUGCUUUGUGGAUGCAGCUUGGGAUGUAAGGUCUGGUUUUGGUGGUAUGGGAUGGCUUUUCACUAGCCGUGAUACAGGUGUUAUCGCACAAGACUCAUCAAACCGUCGAUUUGUGGCCUCUGCUCUUGUUGCGGAGACACUUGCGGUUAAAGCUGCCCUUUCUGCAGCCGUCUCGUCUGGUUUCCGAGCUCUCACUAUCUACUCGGACUCAAAGACCCUCGUUACUUUGCUUACCUCAGGUGGCAAGUGUGUCGAGCUUCAAGGCUUGUUGCAUGAUAUUCAUAUGUUAUGUACCUUCCUUGAAUCUAUCUCCUUUUGCUUUGUUCCCCGUUCAGAUAACAUUGAUGCUGAUUCCUUAGCUAAGGCAGCUCUGUUUAAUCUCUCUUGGUUGGCCUCUGAGGCUUUGUAA
Messenger RNA from Brassica rapa (field mustard), 2304 nucleotides. RefSeq lists its product as uncharacterized. The record is from RefSeq and is a predicted model, not a curated record. Gene Ontology annotation, molecular function: RNA-DNA hybrid ribonuclease activity; nucleic acid binding. NCBI's taxonomy places the organism in Eukaryota, Viridiplantae, Streptophyta, Magnoliopsida, Brassicales, Brassicaceae.